Messenger RNA from Strongylocentrotus purpuratus (purple sea urchin), 3697 nucleotides. It is a transcript of the gene dalrd3, whose product is annotated as DALR anticodon-binding domain-containing protein 3. Gene Ontology annotation, biological process: arginyl-tRNA aminoacylation; tRNA C3-cytosine methylation. Bases 26 to 1810 code for a protein of 594 amino acids. Lineage: Eukaryota; Metazoa; Echinodermata; Echinoidea; Camarodonta; Strongylocentrotidae. The record is from RefSeq and is a predicted model, not a curated record. Gene Ontology annotation, molecular function: tRNA binding; ATP binding; arginine-tRNA ligase activity. The transcript has 10 exons.
AUCAAUUGGCGUGCCAUACAAAACUAUGGCGAGCGACAGUGAGAGCGUCCGAGUGACAAUGCUCCGAGAAGUUUUACAUAAGAUAACGGUCAUUAUUGCUACGAAAUGCAACAAAAACGUUUCCUCGAUUACCAAAAAGGGUCCUGCAAUGGUUCGUCAGAGCACAAGACCAAUAUACGGAGACAUCUGUAUCCCUGGGGGAGUAGUAAAAAUGUAUCUCCCAACUGAACAGCAUGUAGAGGAGGUGAUUGAGGCAAUCAUGGCUGCCAGUGAAAGCUUAGACUUUCCAGUCCUUACCUGUUCACCAGCAGAGAAUGACUUCAUCAGUAUCAAACUCCAGAGGGCACCCACCUUUAGCCGGGUUAUUAAUCACAUCAUGAAGGAAGGGAAUGAGUACGGUCACCAGCGCUCUAGGAGAGAUAAAGCUGUGCUGCUCAAUGUUCCAGAGAUACCAAAGAGGGAGAAGGAGGAUGAUGGGGUCGGACUGUCUUCCUUGAGGCAACGUCUAUUAGCUCAACAUGUUUCUGCUCUUCUUGAAGCUAAUGGCUAUCAUGUUCAUCAAGGUUACAAUGUGAAUACAGGAAACCCUUCCUCUACAGUCGAUAAAAUUCUAGGGGAUAUCAUUCCAGAGGGGUCUCUUGGCAUCAGCUCUAGGGCAACAACAGAAAGAGAUCUGCCUCCUGGAUACCUUAAGGAACUCUCAACCUCCAAGUAUGUGUCAUCUGUUGCCUGCCAGACCGAUGAGGAAAGAGAUCAUCAACAGUCACCUGAUCAAUGUCAUCUGCAUUCAUCACAGGAUGGCUUCCCUAAACAGUGUUCUGUGGAUCUGGCUGCUGUGCUGAAACAUCAGAAACUGAGGAUAGGAAAAGGAGGAUAUAGCAAGAACAUGACAGAAGUGCAAUUAACAGACACAAGAGGAGUAGCAAGCCCGGUCCUCAAGCAGUGUGUGAACUUGAAGAAUGCAAUAGAAGAGAUGAAGUCAUCUGAUAAUCUGCAUAUUCUGCACGCGGUCCCAGCUAGCCAAGAGUUUCUACAGCAGCAGGUAGAUCUGACCAUGAGGGCACUGUCCCAAGAUGGCCAUUCCUCUGACCACUCUCAUCUCUGCUGCGCACCUGUUCAGCUGACUGGUGGCAAGAGACAGGGGAAGGGGAUGGACGUGGAAGAGUUCUAUGACAUCAGGUAUUCACAGAUGAGAGAGGCAUCAGUGAUGAAGUAUGGUGAUCAAGUGAAAGGUGAUUCUUGGAAUGACAUGAUCCAUUCUGUGACUGCUGCAGGAAUCAAGUUUGACAUCUUGGGAACACACUUCAGACAUCCUGUGAAGCUUGAUGUUGGUGAGAGGAACGAGAGCAACCCGUGGCCAGAUAACAGGAAUGGUGUCUUUGUGAUGUACAACUAUGCCAGACUCUCCACCCUCUUCACAAGGUUCCAAGAAGAGGUCCAUAAAGGUACAUAUCCAGCAUUGCCGCCUGUAGAAGACACAGACUUCUCAACCCUGAAAGAGGAAGCAGAGUGGAAGCUGCUCUUUUCUCACAUCCUUACUCUACCUGACGUAAUAUUAGAGUCAGUGGGAGAAAGGGUUACCACUCCUCAAGAGCUGGCGUGCAAGUUUGAAACUCAUAAGAUUUGCCGCUACCUUGUAUCACUCAGUCAGGAUCUGAGUACAUAUUACGGCAGAUUUCGAAUCUUAGUGGAACCCAGACCUCAUCUCCUGCCCACCAUGUUUGCCAGGAUCUACUUGUUAAAAGCAGUCCAUCAGGUUCUCGGCAACGGUCUAGCCCUCCUGAAGAUUACUCCGCUUACCCAGAUGUGAUCUGUCACUGACUGAGACCUACUACUCCAAAGACUGUUCUUGGACUGUUUAUGUUAACUCCAAGUAGAGACAAAUCUCAGAAUCAUAGAUGUGUCCUGGAACUACCUCAUCCCAAGUCACAUUGCGACAUAAACUCCGUACCGACUCUAAUGUCUGCAUUGUUAUGUGGAUAUUGUCAGAGAUGAGAUGGUAUUUACUACAAGGAUAAAUUCUGCAAGUGUGAUAUUUACCUAAGCAAUCUUUAAAAGGGCUCAUGGCAAGUGCCUAGUGCAGAGUAUCCUUCUUUUGGCCUUAUCGCCCUUUAACAGUCUUUACAUAGGCCUACAUAUACAAUUAAAGUAGUCCAUCAGAUUCUCAGCAAUGAUCUAGCCCUCCUGAAAAUCUCACAACAUACCCAGAUGUGAUCUGUCAUUGACAGAUAACCUACAUCUAAACAGAAUUUUUAUGCCUCAUCUACAAAGUAUCCGGAGGCAUUAUGUUUCUGGUUGUCCGUCCAUCCGUCCAUCCUGUUCUCGUGAUCGCGUUAUCUCAAGAACCGAAUCAUGGACUAUCGCCAAACUUGAAUCAUGUAUGUUUCUUGCAGAGCUAAUGAAGUGAUUAGAUUUUGGGGUCACAAGGUCAAAUGUCAAAGGUUACAGGGCUCAUUAUGUAUGAAAAAAUAGCUCAUGAUCGUGUUAUCUCAAGAACUGAUUGAUUUGAUUCCUGCCAAACUUGGGUCAUGUAUGUAUCUUGUAGAGCCAAUGAACUGAUUAGAUUUUGGGGUCACAAAGUCAAAGGGCUCAUUAGUCAUUAUGUAUGCACAAAUAGCUUGUGAUCGCAUUAUCAUGAGAACCUAAAGACAGAUUACUAUCGAACUCAAGACAUGUAUAUGUAUCUUGCAGAGUCAAUGAACUGAUUAAAUUUUAGGGUCAUCAGGUCAAAGGUAAUGAUGCUCAUUAAGGAUGCCUAUAAAUAGCUUUUGAAUGCAUUAUUAAAGACGACAGAUGGAUUACAAUCAAACUAGAAUUUUUAAAAAUUGCUCUAUGGCGGGGGCAUCAUUUUCGACUGUGUGCAGUCGAAGUUCCAUCUAGUUAAUGAUAUUUCUGUCCAUCCAACCAACAGUUGAGUCUCUGAAUCAUAGAUAUGUCUUGGAACUACUUUAACCUAAGUCACACUGCCAAUCAAACUCCAUACCUACUCCAAACCGACCAGUUCAGUGUAGUGAAAUGUUUUUAUUCAAUCUGCUGUUGAUAUGGUGUCUGCCUCAUUGGUUUGACUGGGGUCUUAUAGACAGAAAGGUGGAUAAUGUGCAAUGAUAAAAACACAUGGGACCACUCACCAGGCUCUCCAUGAAGCUAGUGAUAUUUUAGGGACAUCUUUUGACGAGGAUUGCUAUUUCUUUUUCAAAUAAUCUGAUGCCCUGGCUCAACAGUUUACAUGUGACUUGGAUCAUGAUAUGUUUUUUUUAAUGCUGUUUGGGAAAACUUCCUAAUAAAAUGCUCAUACAGCAAAUUUUUAAAAUUAAUAUUAAACAUCUGAAAGCUGCAAUUUUUUAAAGGAAUGCAUUAAUUUAGGCAAUAGAGGGCGUUUCAGCUUCAGAAGUGAUUUCCUCUGAAUUAGGUCUUCUAAAAUAAAGCACAACAUUAUUUGUUCUGUCAACCUGCAGAAUUGUAUGUGUGUUAUUCAUCUGCCAAAUGUAUGGGAAGGCCAAAAAUGAAAGAUCUAUUAUUCAGUGUAAAGGCAAAGGCAGUUUUAUGAAUAUAUAACUGACUUAUGAUUGGAAGUCAGCUUUCCAUCUGUUUUUAAUCCAAUAGCAAUCAGAAAUGUGUGUACAUUAUUCAUUUUCACAAUGUACAAAUGUGUAAGAUAUAUAUAUUCAUAAUAAAAUAUCAAGAAUUUAUACCUUCA